This is a messenger RNA of Bubalus bubalis (water buffalo), 5134 nucleotides long. It is a transcript of the gene FRMD4B, whose product is annotated as FERM domain containing 4B. Bases 1081 to 4053 code for a protein of 990 amino acids. Gene Ontology annotation, cellular component: bicellular tight junction; adherens junction; cytoskeleton. Gene Ontology annotation, biological process: establishment of epithelial cell polarity. The record is from RefSeq and is a predicted model, not a curated record. The transcript has 21 exons. NCBI's taxonomy places the organism in Eukaryota, Metazoa, Chordata, Mammalia, Artiodactyla, Bovidae.
UUUUACUUACAUUUUUUAAUGCAAACUUGGAUGAUGUAUAUAUUUGUCAACAACUGAAAUCCUCUCUGAAGUGAGACAGCUGUAAAAAAAUGAAUUCAUAAGAAUUUAAAACUCAAUGUAAGCAAAUGUGUUUAGUCUUACAGGCUCUUUUCUGUGUGGGUAUGUGUGUGCUUUAUGGCAGCCUGAUUUUUCUACAUUACACGCAGCUUGAUACAUCAAAAGAAUUCUUCCUCUUUAUGGAAUAAUUUCCAGAGAACUCUUCAAAUAUUAAAAUUUAAGAAAACGUGUUACAGACACAAAAUAUAUUGGCCAACCAGCCAGCAUUCUUUGCAUAACUCUCCCAUUUUAAAUGGUUUUCUGUUCUUCAGGUUAACCAGGCAGAAAAUAAUCUCAAGAAGGGGUUAAUUUGUUUUUAACACUGAUUAUAUGCAGCCUGGACCUCUUGGAAAUGCCAUUGGGCUUAGGACUUGGGCAGGACAAAAACCAGACAAACGAGUUGUCAGGAGACGUAGAAGAAAAACGUUAAAACUUUGAUUUCUGAUUCAGGAUGUUUCCUGAAUAGAGUUCAACAAAGGGGAAAAGUAUGCUUCAUAUCACCCAUCUCAUUUGCAUCGCAAAAUUAUCUGUUUACUCAAUUACGGUCUGAAAACUUGUCUGAUCAGUCCUCUGCUGGAUGAAUCAGGAAAUACAGAUGUCCACUGAGCACAGGCUCUAGCUGGAAAGACAAGACCAGCUCAUGGGAGUCAGCGAUUAGAUAUAUACACACAGGCUGAGUUUGUAUGUAAUGGAAUCAUACCAAGCAACCUAAGACUUAAAACCGUAAAUAGAUGAUGGCUGAGUUCUAUGAUAAAAACCAUAAGUACACAAACGCUAUCAUUUAAGGAGAGAUCACAUAAAGUAGAGGCUAAAAUCAUGAAUAUUGGAGGAAUGUAUCCAUUUAACAGCUAUUUCUUGAGUGCCAGUUAAUGCCUAUUUCUUGAGUGCCAGUUAAUGCCAGACAUUGUUCUAGCUCCUGAGGAUUCAGCCGUGAACAUCACAGACCAGGUUCCUGCUCUCAUGGAGUUUAUGUUGCACUGAUAUAUGGUCCUGCAGAACAGGGGUCAGCAGAACUGGCUUCAGCUAGACCACCGAGUCCUUGACCACGAUUUACCCAAGAAACCAGGCCCAACCAUCUUAUACUUCUCUGUGAGGUUUUACAUUGAGAGCAUAUCGUUCCUGAAGGAUAAAACCACCGUGGAGCUGUUUUUCCUGAACGCAAAGUCCUGUGUGCACAAGGGGCAAAUCGAAGUAGACAGCGAAACUAUCUUCAGGUUAGCGGCACUCAUUCUACAGGAAGCCAAAGGGGAUUAUACCAGUGAUGAAAAUGCCAGGAAAGAUUUAAAGACACUUCCAGCUUUUCCAACCAAAACUCUGCAGGAGCAUCCCUCCCUUGCUUACUGUGAGGACAGAGUAAUUGAACAUUAUUUGAAAAUCAAAGGUCUGACUCGGGGUCAAGCUGUCGUUCAGUAUAUGAAAAUAGUAGAAGCUCUGCCAACCUAUGGAGUCCAUUAUUAUGCAGUAAAGGAUAAACAAGGACUUCCUUGGUGGCUUGGAAUCAGCUAUAAAGGAAUUGGCCAGUAUGAUUUGCAAGAUAAGGUGAAACCUCGUAAAUUAUUCCAAUGGAAACAGCUGGAGAACUUAUAUUUCCGUGAGAAAAAGUUUGCUGUUGAAGUUCACGAUCCACGGAGGAUUUCAGUAUCCAGAAGAACCUUUGGGCAGAGUGGCCUCUUUGUGCAAACGUGGUAUGCGAACUCCUCUCUCAUCAAGUCCAUCUGGGUAAUGGCAAUCAGUCAGCAUCAGUUUUACUUGGACCGGAAGCAAAGCAAAGCAAAAAUCCCUUCAGCCAGGAGUUUAGACGAUAUCGCAAUGGACUUGACGGAGACAGGAGCACCAAGGGUCUCCAAACUGGUGACACUUGAGGCGAAAAGCCAGUUCAUUAUGGCAAGCAACGGCAGUUUAAUUUCCUCAGGUUCUCAAGACUCAGAAGUCAGUGAGGAGCAAAAGAGAGAGAAGAUCCUUGAACUCAAGAAGAAGGAAAAACUGUUGCAAGAAAAGCUCCUGAAGAAAGUUGAAGAGCUUAAGAAGAUCUGUUUGCGGGAGGCUGAGCUCACAGGCAAAAUGCCCAAGGAGUAUCCUCUGAAUGUAGGUGAGAAACCUCCUCAGGUCAGAAGGCGUAUAGGUACCGCGUUCAAAUUAGAUGACAACUUGCUGCCAAGUGAAGAGGAUCCUGCUUUGCAAGAACUGGAGAGCAAUUUCCUAAUACAGCAAAAGCUGGUUGAGGCUGCGAAGAAGCUUGCCAAUGAGCCCGACCUUUGCAAAACCGUGAAGAAAAAACGAAAGCAAGAUUACACGGAUGCAGUGAAAAAGCUUCAGGAGAUUGAAAAUGCUAUAAAUGAGUAUCGCAUUAGAUGUGGAAAGAAACCCAGCCAGAAAGCAACAGUUAUCUUACCAGAAGACAUCAUCCCAUCAGAAAGUAGCUCCUUGUCUGACACUACCACCUAUGAUGAUCCCAAUGAUACCUUCACUCUUGCUGGGCAGCGAUCAAGUUCAGUACCUCAUUCUCCACGAAUUCUUCCUCCCAAGUCUCUCGGUAUUGAGAGAAUCCAUUUCAGAAAGUCAUCCAUCAAUGAACAGUUUGUGGAUACCAGACAGUCCAGAGAAAUGCUGUCCACACACAGCAGUCCUUACAAAACUCUGGAGAGACGGCCCCAGGGAGGACGGAGCAUGCCCACCACCCCUGUUCUCACCCGGAAUGCCUACAGUAGCAGCCAUUUGGAACCCGAGCCUUCAUCUCAGCACUGCCGCCAGCGGAGUGGAAGCCUCGAGUCUCAGUCUCACCUGCUCUCGGAGAUGGACCACGAAAAGCCAUUUUUCUCCCUCUCCAAAUCCCAAAGAAGCAGCAGCACUGAAGUCCUGGAUGAUGGAUCUUCCUACACCAGCCAGUCGAGCACCGAGUAUUACUGCACCACGCCCGUGGCCGGCCCCUAUUACACCACCCAGACGCUGGACACUCGCUCCCGGGGUCGCAGAAGGUCCAAGAAACAGAACGCCUCGACUUCCAAUUCGGGAAGCAUGCCCAACCUAGCACACAAGGAUAGUCUGAGGAAUGGCGUCUACCCCAAGAGUCAGGAGCAGCCUUCUUCCAGCUGCUACAUUGCCGGGUACACGCCCUACGCGGAGUGUGACCUCUAUUACGCCGGCGGCUACGUCUACGAGAACGACACGGAGGGACAGUACAGUGUGAAUCCUUCCUACCGGUCGUCUGCCCACUAUGGAUACGACCGCCCAAGGGACUGCAGCAGGUCCUUUCACGAGGACGAGGUCGACCGGGUGCCCCAUAAUCCGUACGCCACACUCCGGCUGCCGCGGAAGGCUGCCGCCAAGUCAGAGCACAUCACCAAAAACAUCCACAAGGCCUUAGUGGCAGAGCACCUGCGAGGCUGGUACCAGCGGGCCUCUGGGCAGAAGGAGCAGGCCCACAGCGCACAGACUAGCUUUGACUCAGACAGGGGCUCGCAGAGAAGCCUGGGCUUUGCCGGGCUGCAGGUCCCCUGUUCUCCCAGCAGCCGUGCGUCUUCCUACUCCUCAGUGUCUUCCACAAAUGCUUCUGGGAACUGGAGGACCCAGAUAACCUUAGGGCUAUCCGAAUACGAGAUCCCGGCACAUUCUUCCUACACCAGCUGCUAUAGCAACGUCUAUAAUCCUUUACCCUCUCCAGGCAGGCAAAACCAAGGGCUUCUGUCCCGGAGAAUGGUUGUGUCUCCAGAAAUGAGAUCAGUUAUAAAUUCUCUUUUAAGUGUAGCCUGCUGUAGUAAGUACAGUGCCUCCAGACCGUGUGUUGCUUCUUGCAUAGCAGGAGCUUUGCCUGUCCUGACUGGUGUGGAAGUUACAGAAAUCUGCUUUUGUUUUUGUGUUACCAAAAAAAAAGAAAACCCCACUAAAUACCUGGCUUUGCAUAGUGUCUCUUUCCAAAGGACUUUUUAUUCACCUGUACUAAAGGACAUUGAGAUUUAAAAUAAAAAGAAAACUACUAACUAUCUAACCUAUUCUAACCUCCUGUUACAGGAAUGAGGUUUUGCUUAUUGGAACGGUGUGUGUAACAGGAUGCCCUCAUUUGGAUGUCUUUAAUACCUUCCAAAUGGGCCCGUGAUCUUAUGUGAUGCUGUUUUAAUUUACACCUGACCCAUACACCCUAGGGAUGUAAAAUGUCCCAAGGUACCCUUGCCUCCCUUUAAAUAUAUUCCUUUGUUUCCAAGAAAAACAUCUAGUAUAUGUCUCUUAAUUUGAAGAAUGCUUAAAGGGUGACUGUCAAAAACACUUCAAAAAUCGAAAAUACUACUCUAACACAAACAGAAAAUGAGCGUAUGUGAAAGAUUUAUUUAACUCCUUCAUGAGAGAACUAACAGAAUGGUAAAGCUAUUCCCAGAGAAUUCAAAAGACUGAAUUUCACACACCAAGAGAGAGAGUACCGAGAUAAGAUUCCUGCAGUUGACACAAAAGCAGUUAAUAUCCUACUGGGCAAUAAAACUAUGACCAUAAUCUUUUUACUAGACAGAGGGUUACUGUGUAUUUCUUCUGUACAGAACCCCCCCAAGUUAACAUGUAACUUAAUCUUGGUACUCAUCCAUGGUAAAUGAAAGUUAGACAAGUCUGUCUCUUGGGAGUUUCCUGGCAGUCCAGUGGUUAAGAAUCCACUCUGCAAUGCAGUGGAUGUGGGUUAAGAUCCCACAUACCAUGAAGCAGCUAAACCCACCUACCACAAAUACGGAAGCCCGCACGCUCUAGAGCCUGUAUGCCACAACUGGAAAGUCCAUGCCCACAGUGAAGGAUCCUGCAUGAUGCACCUAAGACCCGAUGCUGCCAGACGAAUAAAUAAAUAUAUAUUUUUUAAAAAGUCUGUCUCUCAAGAGAAAUAUAUACUCCUUGCAUGGGCCUGUUAGACCAUGUUCUGGUAUGACAUUGAAAAAAGCGCACAGUCAUCCCUUGCCUUAUUUUGGAGUUUUGAACCGUUUUCUUAACUGUGUUUUCUACUAAUUUCUUUGAGUGUAGUAACCUUUGUACUCUGGGAACAAAAAUAACCCCAAGGUGCAACUUU